Vanessa tameamea is the source of this 4864-nucleotide messenger RNA. RefSeq lists its product as uncharacterized. The coding region runs from base 203 to 3733 and encodes 1176 amino acids. The record is from RefSeq and is a predicted model, not a curated record. Gene Ontology annotation, molecular function: ubiquitin binding; endonuclease activity. NCBI's taxonomy places the organism in Eukaryota, Metazoa, Arthropoda, Insecta, Lepidoptera, Nymphalidae. The transcript has 8 exons. Gene Ontology annotation, cellular component: nucleus.
GUUCCCAGUCUGUGCUUUCCCUGUUUUUAUAUUAUGAUAUCAAUUAACAACCUUUUAAAAUAAAAACAACAAGAUUAUGAUAUUCGUAAUAUACUAAUUAGUGUUGUUUGUAUUGUUUGGAUCAUCAAUAACUAUUUAGUUGAAUGUGUUCAUUGGUAAAAGUCAGUUAAAUAGUAAAUUUCAUGCAGUGUACUCUAAAAUCAUGGAAUACCAAGAUCAAGACAUAAAUUAUGAUAAUAUUAUUGAGACUCUUUUGAACACAUUUGGUAAUGCGUUUAGCAGAGAUUGUCUGUUUGCGAUUGUUGAAGAUUGCGGAGGCGAUCUUGAACAGUCUGCAAAUGCUAUUAUAAAUAUGAUGGAUAGUAAUUUGGAGUCAUCGAGUUGGACAGACACAAAAGAACAUGUUUUAACAGAAAAUGUUUGUGCAAAUCAAAUUAAUACAAGUCAACAAAAUGUUAAUUCAUACAACAUGGGUUCUGAAACUAUACCCAAGACUCCAAGUACAAGUUCUACAGUGGAUAUUCCAAAAGAAACAAAAUGUGUGACCUCCUAUGCUGGUGCAUCAAGAAAACAAUGCCAACAAGUUCAGCCUCAACAGCCAGCCCAAUCUUCGCAACGAGAUCCAAAAAGAAAAAUUACAACUUCUCAAAAUUUUUGGACAGAACAGUUGAAACAAAUUUUAUCAUACCACAAAGACGGUGUACGUGUUUUGAUUGUUAUGCGUGGAUUAUCGGGUAGUGGAAAGACAUACCUUGCAAAGAAACUUAUUGAUGCUAUUUACCCGGUUCCGAGUGAACGAAACUAUUCCACUCACAUUUUCAGUACAGAUGAUUAUUUUAUGCAGAAUAAUUUGUAUGUGUUUGACAAAAGCAGGCUUUCAGAAUUUCAUGAACGAAACGAAAGAAUGGCAAGAAAUAGUAUGAUUCAAGGAGUCAGUCCAGUAAUUAUUGAUAAUACUAAUGUGGAACUCUGGGAAAUGAAAGCUUAUGUAUAUGAAGGCAUUAAGAAUGGUUAUAUAGUUGAAGUAGUUGAACCAAAUACACCCUGGGCAAGAAAUCCAAAGCAACUUCUGAGACAUACACUUCAUAAUGUUCCAAUUCAUACUAUCCAAAGAAAACUUGACACCUACCAAAAUGGUGUGACUGGUGCCUUUUUAAUAAGAUAUUUUGGAUAUUAUUAUGAAUCUACUAUGAGACCUCCCGUUUUAAGACUUGUACCUCCUAUUGUUCGAGAAAACGAAACGACUGUUCCUGUUGAAAAUGAUAAAAAUAUCCCUACAAAAAAUAUGGAUAAUAAAAGCCAGGAAUCUGAUCAAAUUUCAGAUAAUCAAGAUUUUAUUGGACAACCUUCAUCUUCUAAAAUGUCUGAUGAAAACUUGUUUAAGGAGUCAAAUUUUCAAAGUAGUGAGAUUAAAGAUGCAAAAAAUUCGUUGGAAAAUACGAAUUUGACUGAAAUGAAAAUAUCGCUAGAAGAAAUAGAAAAAAUAGAAGAAGAAUGGGAGAAUGGCGAAGACUGGAACGACAACUCAAAUAAUAUAGUAAAAGAAAGUGAAUGUCUUCAAUCGGCUGAAGCGAGACCUCAAAGAAAAGAGUUACCAAAAUCAUCGAAAAAAGAGAACUUGUUAGCAUCGGUGGGAGAAUGUCAGGAUUGGAGUAAAAUGUCGAUGUUUUUACCAUCUUGGGGUGAAAGUAGCCGUUUACCAGAAGUGCCAAAGGUAAUUGUAGAGAAAAAGUCAAGUUCAACGUGCAUUGAAUUAGGCGAUACUGAAAUUUCAGUUUUAAAAAAUCCUCUUAAAAUAAUAACAGCCACAUCGAGAGAUAUCAAUGAAUCUUACGUGGAAUUGAAAAACACUAAGAUUCCUGAUAAAUGGAUGCUACAUAAAAGCACUUCUACCACUAAUAAUCAAAUUUUAAAUUAUAUGCCACGGUGCGGAAAUGAAGAGAAACAUUUUAAUUUGUUUCGGAAAUUGUUUAAAAAUAUUCCAAGAUCCGAUUUAAGACAUAUUUUUGAUAAUUGUAACGGUGAUGUUAAUUGGGCAGUCGAUAUUGUUCUUGAUGGUGUGGAUAAUCAAAAAUUAGGUACACGUGAUACAAACGACGUUUCUGACACAGAAGUAGAAGAAGAAAAUGAAGAUCUCUGCACAUGUUUAGCCGCAUACGAUAUUUUACCCGAUCAGAAUGAGCCCUCAUCACCAAUUGAACCAGAGCAAAAUGUAGUUCAGGCUUUGUCACCUAUUUAUACAAAAAAAGGUAAAAGAGAAAUUGCAAUGUCAGAGGCAUAUAUACAAUUGAAACGACAAAUAGAAGAAAACGUUGUAAUACCAGACAAUCAUUACUCACAACAAUGUUUAAAAAUCAGGAAAAUUCGGCGGGGUGAAUGUAUUACAGAGGAAAAUAAAGAAGAAAAUGUAAGUGCUUCGGAUAAUACGGAGGAUCUCGUUGACGAAAGUAAUAUUCCGGGUACAUCGGGACUAUCAGAAGAAAAUGUAAACAAUGACAAUAUUGUUUGUACUUCUAAAAAUGAUGAUAGCGAAGCAAGCGACGGCGAUUCGACAACUGAAGAUGAACUUGAUAAGAUAGUAAAUAUCAACAUCGGACAUUUGUUCGUUAAACAGAUAGAUGCGAUUUUUGGGCGGGCUGAUAUGCAAUAUCCACCUUCAAUAGAGCCUAGGAUUAGUAUACGUACGUCGCUCUUGAAUGAGAUCAACGCUUUAUGGAUGGAGUCCCUAAUGUAUCAAUUGGAACAAUGUUAUAAACAAACAAAUUUAAUGAUUAAACAGGAUGAAGAAACUGCGAGAUUAUUAUUAUUAAAAGAAGAGGAAUUAUUAAGAGACGGAAGAGAACCUGAUUUCCCGGAUUUUAAAGAAAUUAUGGACAUGGAUUUAGCACUUACGUUGUAUUAUAAAGAUGUAGAAGAAUGGCGUAACCGGGAACCUGCUGAUUUAGCAGCCAAACUUUCAAGAGAUAAGUUGUAUAACUUGUUUCCGGAGAUUUCCAAAGAUAUCUUGUCUGAGUUGCUCAUGGCACAUGACAACAAUUUUCAAGCAACUGUUGAGGUACUCUUGAUUUCAACGGGUCGGGCUAAUAUACUUGACGAUAAAAAUGGCGUCAGCAAAUUUGUCAUGGAGAAGGAAAUAGAGAGGCAAGAGAAAAUUCUCGAUAAAGAGAAAAAGGAACUUUCAAAAGUCGAAUGGCCAUUGCUACCGACUCCGGAGAAGGUUGAUAUGGAAACGGUGCAGAUGUAUCGCGACCAGGCUGAAAAUCAUUUGUCAAGACGAAACUUAAACUCUCAAAAGGCUCAAGAUUACAUACGAAGAGGAAUGACUCAAGUAGCGACAUUUUACUCAGACUACGCGUCUUAUCACACUAAGAAAUAUGAACAAGCCAACAGUUUGGCAGCUGCCACACUUAUGCAGUUGAACGCAUUAAACUGCGCCGAUAAUGCCACGAUCGACCUACAUUACCUUAGAGUUGGGGAAGCAAAGGAAUCCCUCGAUUUGUUCCUUGACACACAUAUCCAGAAACUGAGAGAAACGCAAGCCAGAACUGGCAUUAGGUCGCACACCCUGUUCUUCAUAACCGGACGUGGACUGCACAGCAACGGGAAACCCCGAGUUAAGCCAGCUGUCAUGAAGAGGCUUCAAGAACGAGGAUUGAGCUUUUACGAACGCAAUCCCGGGUUGCUCACUGCCAAGGUCUGCGCGGAAGACAAGCUAUCCUACCAAAUAGCUUAGGAUCAGUUGAAAUCGUCUAGAGACGGACGAUUUCAACAAGAUAUUUGACAAUACGAGACGCCUCCUCAAGUCCAAUAUUACCCGUACAAUCCAGUUUAUAUACACUAUCCCAUGUACCCAUGGCCCGUGUUCCCGGCCUACAAAGCGGUCUAUAUUGACUCGUACUCGGGGCCGCGGGCGACCAUGUUUUUUUACAGUCAUUUUAUAUAUUUAGGAUAGUGUGGAUGUUCAAAUUAUACUGUGGAUUUAAGGUAACGUCCAAAGAACGAAGCAGUCCUUCCAAAAACUUAUCUACGGCAAUUGUGCGGGUUACGUUUGGUGUCGCGUUCAAAUUCUGCUGUUACGGAACUAUUGAUGUGACUUUAGUUAUAAUUUCAAGUCUAAGUGUUGCUAGGAGUUAGUCUAUAAGGAUCUUCAUGUGGAUUUCAUUUGUUUUUAUUAAGUUUAAUUGAAUUCGAUUUAAAAUUGUUAAUUUCUUUAUAAGAUUAUAUUUAAGGAAACCUUAAAAUGUUUCGUUGAAUCGCUACUAUUUUUAUUAUUUUGUUAUAUAAUGUUUUAUGAAUAGAUCAUUGUAUAUAAAUGCCAUACCAUUUAUUAAUAAUUAUUGUAAAAUUUUUAACAAUUUACACUUACGUUUUUCAACGUUACAAGGUGUUUUCGCCAGGAUUGGAAAUCUUAUAUUUAAUCUUUAAUAGGACGAUGUGAUUGUACACGAUAUGUGAUUAAAAAUUGUUAUAAACGUUCAAUAUUACCCUUUACUUGAACAAAAGUAAAUGGUAUACGGAUUUGCUAUAAUUAGCACAAUCUAUUUUUGGAAAUUUAUUACGAUCGUCACGGACAAGGUCCUAGAGAUAAACAAAUCUUGAGACUGACUAAGCGAAGUUAUUACGAUUGAUCUUCAUUUUGAAUAACAGAAAUAUUAAUGUUUUAAAUUAAAUUAUACGAACUUAAACGCAGUAUUCUUAAAAUAAAAUGAUCAUUUUAGUAAACGAGUCGAAAAAUUAAUAACCUUGAAGAUUAAAAAUUUUAGAAUUAAAAUUAAUUUAAUAUUUCAUUCAUUAUAACGUAGUAUUGUAAAUAAUAAAUUAGAAAUAUUUUUACUGUGUAAGUUAAAUUAAAAUAUUCACAUUU